GACUUCGAGGAAGCGGCUCCGCUCCGGAGCCUCAGCGGGGCGGCCCUGCUCGGCCCGGGGCGCUCGGCUCGGCCCGGCCGCCGGGGGCUGGAGACCAGGCAGGGGCCGGCUCCGCGCGCAGCCUGCGGACCGGGACAGAUCACUUAUCUUGGGAGCUGCAGGGCGUUGCUUAUCCUGAGGAUCAGGUGACCGUUGACAUCAGCCAUGUCAUCGAGGCCUUUGGAAAGUCCACCUCCUUAUAGACCAGAUGAGUUCAAACCCAAUCAUUACGCACCAAGCAAUGACAUAUAUGGCGGAGAGAUGCACGUUCGACCAAUGCUGUCUCAGCCGGCGUACUCUUUCUACCCAGAAGACGAGAUUCUUCACUUCUACAAGUGGACCUCUCCCCCAGGAGUGAUUCGCAUCCUGUCUAUGCUCAUCAUCGUGAUGUGCAUUGCCAUCUUUGCCUGUGUCGCUUCCACUCUUGCCUGGGACAGAGGCUAUGGAUCCUCCUUGCUGGGAGGUGGCAUCGGGUACCCUUAUGGAGGAACUGGCUUUGGCAGCAGCUUCGGUGGCUAUGGCUAUGGCUACAGUUAUGGCUAUGGAGCCUACACAGAUCCAAGAGCAGCCAAGGGCUUCCUCCUGGCCAUGGCUGCCUUUUGUUUCAUUGCUGCACUGGUGAUAUUUGUUACCAGUGUUAUAAGAUCGGAAAUGUCUAGAACAAGAAGAUAUUACUUGAUGGUGAUAAUUGUGAGUGCCAUCCUGGGCAUCAUGGUGUUUAUCGCCACAAUUGUCUAUAUAAUGGGAGUCAAUCCAACUUCCCAGGCUUCUGGGUCUCUGUACAGUUCGCAAAUAUAUGCCCUCUGCAACCAGUUCUACACGCCUGCAGCUACUGGACUCUAUGUGGACCAGUAUUUAUAUCACUAUUGUGUGGUGGAUCCCCAGGAGGCUAUUGCCAUUGUACUGGGGUUCAUGGUUAUUGUGGCUUUUGCUCUCAUAAUUUUCUUUGCUGUGAAAACUCGAAGAAAGAUGGACCGCUAUGACAAGUCGAACAUUUUAUGGGACAAGGAACGUAUUUAUGAUGAGCAGCCCCCCAAUGUUGAAGAGUGGGUUAAGAACGUGUCUGCAGGCUCCCAGGACAUGCCUCCUCCCCCUUCUGACUACAUGGAGCGAGUGGACAGCCCCGCGGCCUACUCCUCCAACGGGAAAGUCAACGACAAGCGCUCGUACCCAGAGUCUUCCUAUAAAUCGACCCCGGUGCCUGAAGUGGUUCAGGAGCUUCCACUGACUUCAGCUGUGGACGACGUCAGGCAGCCUCGGUACAGCAGCAGUGGUAACUUUGAGACGCCUUCAAAGAGGGCGCCCACAAAGGGAAGAGCCGGAAAGUCAAAGAGACCAGAGCAGGACCACUACGAAACCGACUACACGACCGGCGGCGAGUCAUGCGACGAGCUGGAGGAGGACUGGGUCAGGGAAUAUCCACCUAUCACUUCAGAUCAACAAAGACAGCUCUACAAGAGAAGUUUUGACACUGGCCUGCAGGAGUACAAGAGCUUACAAGCUGAGCUCGAUGAGGUCAACAGAGAGCUCUCUCGUCUGGAUAAAGAACUGGACGACUACAGAGAAGAAAGCGCAGAGUACAUGGCUGCUGCCGAUGAAUACAACAGGCUGAAGCAAGUGAAGGGGUCUGCAGAUUACAAAAGUAAGAGGAAUUACUGCAAGCAGUUGAAGAGCAAAUUGUCGCACAUCAAGAAGAUGGUUGGAGACUAUGACAGACGGAAAACCUAGGCGGCAGGCGCCACACCGAGAGUAAGAUGAAGCGGGCGUCUCUGCGGUGUUGGCAGAGGCAGAUGACUCUGGACUGACCGGGAGCCCAGGCCUUUGUGAUCAUAACAGAGUGCUGGUAGCUUUAAUAUGACAGUAUUGAUGCAUUUUAUAAAUAGCUUUUGAUAAUCAACUGGGCUGAACACUCCAAUUAAGGAUUUCAUGCUUUAAACACUGGUUCUUGUAUUAAGAACUAACUGUGGUUUGAGGUCUUUAACCCUUUGAGGAAGGUUCCGGAGAGAACAGUGCUGUGAACUUUCAUAUCCUGGGCGGUCGCGUCGUUGUAUCUGAGUGCUCCUCAGUUCGCAUCGGUGAUCCUGUUAAUCCUCCCAGAGUCCUCCCUUCGCAUCACGGUCAUUCGUAAUCACUCCUGUUCAAAUGAGGAGCGUGGGUCCCUGCAGUGACGUCUCUGAAGGGCACAGCCUGUCGGCCAGCUCGCACUUUGGGUCAAGUCUGUUCUCCGACUCACUGAGCAGUCCCUGGCCUUCCAUAUUUUAGCUACUAUGACGUUGUGUUCUACCACCCUCCCUACUGAUUUUUUUCUGUGUAUAAAUGGUUAAGGAAGCUUUUUAUUGUUUUACGUUAUCCAGGUGAAAGAUCAUGUUAAAGUAACAAAUUGUGAAAUUUAAAGAUUGUAAAUAUACAUUGACUUUUUAAAUCAGAAUUUAAACCUACUGGUUAGAAUUUUCUGUAUUUUUAAAUACUUUUUAAUCUUUUUAUGGUUUACAUAUGUUUUUUCUUAACCAACUAGGCUGUUUCAUUUAUCAGAGUAUCUGAUUACAUUUAUAAUUCAACUGUGACUUGAAUUGUAUCUCACAAAAAUGUUCAAGUUCUGUACAUAUUUUAUAAGGUAUUAAACCUGGGGUUUUCUUCCUAUAAUAUACCUGUUUGACGUCGUUAGUGCUGUUCAUACUAAGCUGUCGAAAACUACACUCAUCAGUUGUAUCUGUUGCUGUUUUAAUCUGUCUUGGGUGCUGUGCUGGCUGCUGGAUUCCUGGUCCUUUGGCUGUAAGAUGGCCGAUUGGUCUUGAAAUGGAAUACAAAACACCACAAAACACCAAAUUACUUCAAAUGGUGCCCUUAAAUCUCAGCACUUUUUUUUUUAAUUCAAAUUUUUAUUAAGUAAAAUUAGCUGAUAACACUGGGCAUGUAGCUGGUAGCCAAAUUGAUGUGAUUAUCCCCCAGUUUAGAACUCUUUUCUUUGAAAAUUUUUUAAAGAAUAAUCUUUAAAUCAUUGGUAUGCAAUUCAGGCAUUUACGUAUAUAAUUUUUUAUAUACAAGUCUGAAUCAUUGUCCAAAGAUAAAUUUUUAAAUGUUUCCAUUAUAACACUGAUUCAUUCUUCAAAUUGAAGAAAUUCUUAAUUUUCCAUGUGCUGUACGUACUUACUACAAAAGAUAAUGAAUAGUUUAUGUUUUUUAUCCUUUUUGGAUUCAAACCAAAUGGUAAGGACUCUUGAGCAACUUGACUGAUUUUUAUGUGUUAAAGUAUAAUCUCUUGUUCUCUGAAGUCAAUGUACUUAGUUUACAAAGGCAAGCUUGCCAUGUUCUGACAAAACAAAAACUAUUCAGUGGAAUGCAAAAAAUCAAAUAGCGUGUUCGUGUUGUAAAAUUGUGCCAUAAAAUUGGACUUUAAAAUAAAAUAAGAAAAUCAUUUUUCAAAUGUGGUACACUAGAGACCACUUCAGGGGCCAGCCCCAUGGCCUAGUGGUUAAAUUUGGCAUGCUCUGCUUCAGUAGCCUGGGUUCUGUU
Equus quagga is the source of this 3552-nucleotide messenger RNA. RefSeq names its product occludin (gene OCLN). Bases 205 to 1767 code for a protein of 520 amino acids. The transcript is spliced from 9 exons. Gene Ontology annotation, biological process: bicellular tight junction assembly. Gene Ontology annotation, cellular component: cytoplasmic vesicle; apical plasma membrane; bicellular tight junction. NCBI's taxonomy places the organism in Eukaryota, Metazoa, Chordata, Mammalia, Perissodactyla, Equidae. The record is from RefSeq and is a predicted model, not a curated record.